AUGGCCUCACUGUCUCAGCACCUAGUCAAGAUGGUAUCUGCCCGCCAUGGCCCCUUUCUCUUCCGCAUAUUUUCCUUAUUCCCCCAGCUUUCCCUCUCCCUCCACCAAGACUACUUCUCUGCCCGUCGCCUGUUCUCUUCUCUUCUACGUGCUUCCUUGGUCUGUCAAUUCUGCUCGCUCAGCUGUGGGUGCACAGUCCCAAAAAAAACAGCCACCGACCGUCUACUCGUGACAUACCACUUCAUUAUUUCGCGGUCUUGUAGUCUCAUUUCUCAGCCUCCGCACCCUCGCCGUCCCUUCAAUCCCGCCGAGUUCGACGAUGAAGCCGACUCUGGCGAGGAUGACAUUAUUGCGGCUAUUUCUAGCGAUUUAGAGCGGGGCGAUGCUAUAUAUGAGACGGAUCUAACGGAGCUAGAAGACGUUUCCAGCCCACGAAAACGUCUCCGAUCCGACGACAACCUCGCCUUGGAGCCGGAGGUCUCUUUUGACGCUAGAGAGCUCUAUGUGGACCCACUAGAUGAGGGUGGGGUUGAUCUCUCUGAAAUCCCCGAGGAUUUCGACAAAGCACCGGGUACUAUUGAACGACGAGAGCGGAUUGAGAGUCGGUGGAAAAGGUACUGUCUUAGCCAAGUGCGAAAUAGGCCUAAUAAGCCAAAAUGGCGCGAGGCCGAGGAGGCGCUGCGCUAGGCGUCGAACAAUAAUAUGUAUCGUUUCCUACGCUGGUGUCUCUAGCUCGAGCGAGGCGAGGACGGUCGACAUAUAAAGGGUAUUAAUAAAGCUAGCAUAUUUGAGACCGACUAGAAAAACCUUCGCUGUUACUAUCA
This is a messenger RNA of Penicillium canescens, 824 nucleotides long. RefSeq lists its product as uncharacterized. The record is from RefSeq and is a predicted model, not a curated record. The coding region runs from base 1 to 687 and encodes 228 amino acids. The transcript has 3 exons. Lineage: Eukaryota; Fungi; Ascomycota; Eurotiomycetes; Eurotiales; Aspergillaceae.